This is a messenger RNA of Schistocerca nitens (vagrant locust), 5766 nucleotides long. It is a transcript of the gene Rab9, whose product is annotated as ras-related protein Rab-9B. Bases 128 to 802 code for a protein of 224 amino acids. Lineage: Eukaryota; Metazoa; Arthropoda; Insecta; Orthoptera; Acrididae. The transcript has 3 exons. Gene Ontology annotation, molecular function: GTPase activity; GTP binding. The record is from RefSeq and is a predicted model, not a curated record. Gene Ontology annotation, cellular component: late endosome; lysosome; phagocytic vesicle. Gene Ontology annotation, biological process: retrograde transport, endosome to Golgi.
UGUUGGUAUCGAAAGUUGUUUAAGGAAUGGUGGGGUGUGUGAUGCAGUAUGUGUUUUGGGGCCAUACAUAGCCAUCACCGACAAUUUGACAUCUGACAGAGUGAUUGUGACAUUAUUUACAUAUCUAAUGGCAGGGAAUACAUUCCAAGGACGACACUCUCGCCAGCCAAGCAAAAACACGCUUCUGAAAGUAGUUAUACUUGGUGAUGGAGGAGUUGGAAAGUCGUGUCUUAUGAAUAGAUUUGUUAGCAAUCAUUUUGAUGAACAUUCUUUCCAUACAAUUGGAGUCGAAUUUCUUAAUAAGGAUAUAGAAAUAAAUGGAGAAAUGUACACAUUACAGAUAUGGGAUACUGCUGGUCAGGAGAGAUUUAAAAGCCUCCGUACCCCAUUUUAUCGUGGCUCUGACAUUUGUCUUCUGACCUAUGCAGUCGAUGAUCGAGCGAGCUUCCAAAACUUGGCAAUGUGGCGUAAUGAGUUUUUAUAUUAUGCUGACGUGAAAGAAGGUACAGCAUUUCCAUUUUUGGUCGUUGGGAACAAAGUGGAUAUGGGUAAUGAGCAACGUGAAGUUACUACAGAAGAAGCACGUGCUUGGUGUUUGGAAAACGGUAAUCUACCACAUGUAGAAACUAGUGCUAAAGAUGCAACAAAUGUACAAGAAGCAUUUUCAUUAGCUGUUGAGAGUUGGGCACAGCUAGAAGCCAAACUGGAUCGUCCGUAUAUUGGGGAAACAGUGGAUCUUAGAAGGCAACAACCAGAACAGAGGUCAUCUUGCUGUUUGUACGUUGCAGGAAACAAUGAGUAGCUGUAAAUGGCCUGCAGCUACAACAGUUCCCUACCUAGUCAGUACAUUGCACUUAGCAUUUAUUUAAAUGGUUAUAGCUUUGUUUUUCUGUUGAAUGUAUGUUACUUGUUCACCAAAGUGUUUAUUUGCAUCAGUAUUAAGCAUUGUUGACAGUGUUCAUAGAAGAACAGUCCGUGUAUCAUGAUUAUAUUAUUUAUGUUAUAUCUGUUCCGAAGUUUUGUUUGAAGGCAAUGAUAAGUUUGCUUGGUGAUUGAAAAUGACAAAUAUCAAAUGAAAAUAUUGUUUUAUAGUGUAAAUGUAAUUUGAAAACUAUUUUAGAAAAAAUAUAUAAUAUGAUGCUAUCCUGGGCAAUUGAAAGGAACUGGUAAGGUGUGAUUUGUGAACAUAUAUUUGGAAAUGUAAAAUUUCUAAAUGUAGGGUCAUGACCAUUUUACAUGUGGUAAUGGUAACAUGAAAAAACAAAAAUCAAAUGGCAGCUUGUCUCUUGUAGUGACUCAUUUAAGUAUGAAAGGAAAUAGGAAUGAGAGAGAUACUUAAGCAAUUAAUGUUAAAUAUUAUACCAAUGAAAUUCACCAAACUCAUAUCUACAGUAAAUGCUUGAAGCGAAAUUUUAAAAUUAGAGUAAUUUAAAAUAAUGUUUUUGUGCAUAUUUAAAUGGAUGUUGGACCAAGAACUGGUUGGCUUUAUUUUUUACUACAUGAUAAUGCUGUUGUAUUUUUUUCAAAUGCUGCUUAUUUUGAAACGUGAGACUUAACUGAUGUGAAAGUGCAUGCAACACUACUGUAAAAUAAUGUUGAUGUUUAAAAAGGCUGAAAUGUUCCAAUAUCUAACUAAUUUUUUAAGGCAAAGACAUAUUUUAUCACUGCAGUGUAUCAUUUAAAUGGCUUUUGAUAAAGUAUUGUAGAUGUAAGUGUUUACUGAACUUGCAUAUUUCUCUUAUAUAUGUACAUUAAUCUUUGUAAAACGGUAGUUACUUAUUGAACACAAUAUUACGCUUUAUAGACAUUUAUUGAACUGCCACAGUACAAUAUUCAUUUCUCACUAUUAGCAAGUAAAAAAUAACUCCUUAAAAUUACCAUUACAUAUAUGAGAAUUUGCAGUUAUAGUUUUUGUGAGUAAUAACAUCAUAUUCAUGCUGCAAAGAUAAGUCGUACAGUAUUAGUUCCUUAUAAUGGCAGUGAUGUUAUUAAGUUGCAUAUAUAGGAGACAAGCGAUUUACUUUCUACUCUUAAUUGUGGUUUGACAAUUUCAUCAGUCCAGUUAUUUUAGUUUUGUGUCAUGUACUAUACAAACUUCCACUAUUUUCUGAAAUGUGCAUUUGAAUUCUACUACUAUCACAUUACACAAAUAUUGAAACUAACAAGCUAUUUACUGUCUCAGCGUACUGAUAUUAGAUUUUUUAAAGCAAUAAACUACUUCUCUAUUUUAUUCAAGCUAUUAUCUAAUUCAGGUUAUUAACUAAUUCUUCUUUCUCAUGCUAUUAGGAUUUCUGUUAAUGAUGCAGAGACUUUACAAUGGAGACUUAAAAUUGUGACAUUCAUUGUUAUACAAAAUGUGAUUUGGUUUUUUGUUGUUUGUCUAUUCCAAGAGAUAUGUUGGGAGGAUUAAGAAAAACUGGUGACAAUAGCAUUAUAAUUUUGUCAUUAUUGCCUUCUAUUGAAACUUUACAUCAGCAAAGAAUCCUCUCCAGUGCCUUGUAACUUUUGUUUACACACACUUAUUAUUACUUAAUUUUAAGAUUUUCUUUGCUGAUGGCCACUUUGUGAUCUAGUGUCAUGCUCUUGAUAUAGAUUUCUUCAAUUCAGUAAGUUUGUCAUCUUGUGUAAAUACUGUCAUCAUGUAUUGUCCUAUUUACUGUAUUGUACUGUGUGGAAGGAAUACUGUAUUUACCUGGCUAUGAGAAGAAAUUUUUCAAAUUCACCCUUAAAAAACCUGCAAUCUUUCAUUUGCAGGUGAAACUUUAGUACUUGACCUCAGCGGUUUUACAAUGUGUACUUAUUGCUGCUGAACACUAAAAAUUAAUAGUUGUUUCGAUAUCAGAUAUCAAAUUUACAAGUAUUUUAUGUAAUUGGUAAACCAACAUUUGGAGAUCAUGAUGAUGAUCUUUUUCAGAAUGACCACAGCAUUUAGUUUGCUUUGAUUAUCAAAUCUGUAAGGAUUGUAAUUUAUACAGAAUGAUUAUUGAUCCUAGUCAUAGCAGUGACUUCGUUGAGAAAGGUAGAUCUAACAGUUGGCAGUUUACAAGUGUAAUGCUAACUCAGUGUGAUGCUAACUUUAAUGUUCAUACCUGAAGCAGAGGCUCCAAAAAAACUGUGUGGCAGUAAGGUGGGGUAUAACAUUAGAAUAACUUCUUCUUUUUUGUGGCUUUUAUCCUGUAUUUUCACAGGAUCAGCACAUUAUUUUAUGAAUUUGGCAAUAUUAUUGAUAAAAGGUGGCUGGAUGUCCUUCCUGUUGCCGACCCCCCCCCCCCCCCCACUCCAAUCUUCCCACGGGAUGGAAUUUGUGUAUCCCCAUACAUCGAAGUGUAGUGUUAUCCGAGUGAUAACUGAGGCUGGAUAUGGAUUCCAACCUAGUAUUCACCUAGUUGAAUGUGAUGAACUGCUUAAAACCACAUCCAGGUGGGCUGGCACACUGGUCCUCGUUAAUCUGCUUGACAGAUUCAAUCAUGGGCUAGGGCACCUCCGUAAAUCCCAGAAGCUGCAUACUAAUGUACUUGGCUAUUUGGGCAGAUGCAUAAGAUUGGGAAUAUAUCAUUAUAAUUUAGGCAACCAAUAAUUUUGAAGUGUUUAAAAUAACGUAACUCUUUUUGGUGGAUCUUAAGGUACUUUACAUUAGUGCGACAAUUUGUAAUUUUGAUUAACGAGUAUUUCUUUAAAAUAAAAAAUAACUCCCAAGAAGCAUAUUAAAAUAAUGGGUCAUCUCAUAUUCAUGGUCUUCUAAUAGUUAGGUAAAUACAUUAUUUUUUUCUUGAUACUGCACAUUUUCUCUGUCUUGUUAUGAGUGGUUGUCUUAGUCAACGUUUUACUCUGGAAUAGUUGAGUUAAUGUACUGAAAAUGCAAAGUGUAUAUGUAUCUGUGAUGUUGGCAUUGUUAAUGCAUUUUUUGGCCUUGCACGUUUUUGUCACUGGCCUCAGUCUCAAAUCGUUCAAGUUUAUUGCUUGGACAGUAAUUUUGGAGUGACAGAAGCACUCUUGAAUUUAAUCAUUGACACAGCAGACCUCAUAAAACUUGAAAAUUUGCAUAAUAGGUACUUCCUCAUUUUUUUACUCUACCGUCUUUUGCAUCCUUACACAGAAAUAAGACUACAUUGGGUUGAAGUGGCAUUUAAAUUUUUUCUGUAUUGGUCUGGCUUUAUGAAAUUUUCUUUCAAGUUUGUCAUUGUAGAGACAAAAACUCAAUAUUUUCUUUUGUGCCAGCAGUUGAGAGGUACAGUGUUUGACCUCAGAAUUUUUGUUUUUGUAAGCAGAUGAUUACAAAUUGAUCAAAGCAAUUAUAUUAUCUGAUGCUGGUGCAUAACUUCUGUAGUCAAGUGAGCUAUUGCUGUUAAUUGUCAAGAGCACCCAAAAACAAACUUAUCCUAAAUGUUCUGUAAAUUGUGGACGUGUUUACAAAGUUAAACAUUUGGCUUGGUAAAUUUUUGUGCCUUAAACUUUUAUGUAAUGUUUUUAUUUAGACUGUUGUGGAUGGAGGUAGCUCUACUCUUGUAUAUUUCUUGAAAGAAUUCUGUUACACCAAAACUAUCAUGGUGUAAUAUCACAUACACCUACUUAUGGAAAGUGAGAGAGAUUUCUGUUUCAUUGUUUCAUAAAUAGGUGUUGUGUGAGUGUAUUUUGCGGAGGUGUUGUUGAGGUUUUAUAGCAGGUUAAUUCAAAAGUUUUUUUUUAAUAAUAGUCUCUUUUUUUUGGGGGGGGGGUCUUUGAGUUGGCUAGUGUGGUAGUGGGGAUGGAGUGAGAAUGGUUGGAGAUUUGCUGAAUUAUAAUAUUUUAUUCUAAGAGAUUGAUUUGAAGAUUUAGAUCUGAUGGAUAAUGUGACUUUGAUGUGUUAUUUUCUGUGGUAUCAGUUUGUUCUUGAAGUGUGGGAGUGUUAACUUGAGUAGUUUCCAAAACUGCAAAUCAAAUUAGGAAUCUGGUGGGUUAUUUGCUUUCAUCCUGAAUGUUUCCUGCAUGAUGGAACACUCAUGUUAACAGUUGGCAGCAGCUGAGAAAAGACUUGGAUGGAGUUGCAUUUAUUUGAUAUUUAUGGAAUAGGUUAUAUGUCUGAACUUGUUUGUAGUGUUUUUGUUAAUGAUAUACUUUAAAGAAUUAGGUGUCCUGGAAUAAACUUUAUUUUUAUUUUGCUUAUACCGAGUUCUUGUAGGAAGGAUUGCUGACAGUUAUUAUUCUUAUUCACUAAUCAUGAAUGGACCACAAAAAGGUAGGGGGAGGAGAAGUAAUGAUAAUGAUACUGGAAGUAUCUGCUGCCACACUCUCUAAGCUGUCUUCAGAGCGUAGUAGUAGAUGUUGUACAAAAUUUCAAUUGAAACUGUGUUUAUACUGUGAAUAAACUUGUCAUUAGUUUACAUUAAUUUCCGUGGUCAUUGCCAAAGUCAUGUUGAAUGGUGUUGGUCACAAGAAGGAAUAUCUAAAUAUAAAAACACCACAGCUUUGUAAUAGUUAAAGUAGUUCUGUCUUGCAUUCCAGGCUGUGUAACGCAUGUUUUGAUAUCCUCAUACUGUAAAUUAAAAAAAAAAAAAAAAAAAAAGUUUGAUAACAAGUGUUAUUUUAAAUUCAGUUUGCUACUUCAUUUUUAAUUGUAUUGGUAAUGACGUGAAAAAUUUUAUUGGCUUCAAACAGUGUGAAGAAUAUGUUACAAUAUUUAACUCGUUUGUUUAUUGAUGUGUUGUUUGGUUUAUUGAUGUGUUGUUUGGUUUAAUUGUCCCUCAGCAGACAUAAACUGUUUCUUUUCAGGUAUUUAAUGUGACUUAC